Messenger RNA from Pseudonaja textilis, 5556 nucleotides. The record is from RefSeq and is a predicted model, not a curated record. Lineage: Eukaryota; Metazoa; Chordata; Lepidosauria; Squamata; Elapidae.
UGCAGACAAAUGCAUUUAGGAGCUCAAAGGACAAGGAGUGGAAGCAUCUCUCCCACGACACAAACGAAGACCCUUUUCCUACUUACACUAUGUAUAGCUGUGGGUUGUGUGCAAAGACAGCAAGAAGGCAUAGAUGUUCUCCGUCAUUUAGGCCUAAGUGGGCAAACUAUGCAUCAUCCAACAACAGGGCCUUUGAUACGUCUGUCACAUGCUUCAUCACCUCAAGGGAUUCACCUAACUGCAUUUGGAGUUCUUUUAUCCAUUCAGACAGCCAUUGAAGUUCCCAUCUCUCAAGUGGGGGCAUCAGCUUUAGGUUCCAAUUUUGCCAUACUAAUUAGCUUACGUUCUUACAAAGUAAACAAUGCCUUUCUUUUCAGUAUUAGGAAUAAAAACAGACUGCAGUUUGGUAUACAGCUGCUACCAAGGAAGAUAAUUGUGCACACUGGAGGCAAGCACUCUGUAUACUUUGAUUAUCGGGUUCAUGAUGAGCAAUGGCACACAUUUGCUAUUGAUGUUACAGAAAAAUCAGUCUCCCUAUAUACCCAAUGUGGAAGGAAACACUUCAGCAAGGAGAUUCUUUCCAAAGUACAGUUUGAUUCACAUAGCUUAUUUACCUUAGGAAGAAUGAACUUCCAGUCAGUCAACUUUGAAGGUGUGUUAUGUCAGUUGGAUAUUAUCCCCUCUGCACAAACCUUGACAAACUAUUGUAAAUAUGUGAAACUACAAUGUCGCCAAGCUGAUACAUACUGGUUUCAUACAAUUUCUCCAAGCGAGGAAAACUCAAGCAAGCUGUUGGAUGAAGUAACCCAACCAUUAAGUAAAAGAAAAGGUACAUUAAAUCUUCACGUCAGUAAGUCAGCAUUGGUCAAAGAUCCUCAAGAAUUGAUGCAGACAACUUCUUCCUUGACUCCUCUUUACUUAGGGAAUAUUACUGCCUUGUCAGAACCAAAUGACCAGCAAAUUGUGAAUGUCUCCAAAAAACACCAACAUUAUGUCAGCAAAAGGAAAGGGGAUUCCUUGCCUCUCACAAAAUUAACUUUAAAUUAUACAGACUCUAUGACAGAAAAUAUGAAAAGAAAAAUGAAUUCCAGUUUGCUGUUUUCCAUAAAGCAGCCUAAUGCCAAACAUAUGAUGAAAAAUACAUCAAAGCCAUAUUUAUAUGAACUAAUGGAUAUGCAUCCGUUUUUAAAUACAACAUUGCACGAAGAUUUUCAUUCCGAACCUUUAAUUAACCAGUUUAGCUCAUGGGAUGAGCAUACAGUUCAGACUGAUGAGAUUUAUAAUGCUGAAGGCAAUUACGAAUUUGAUGCUGAUUAUUAUGAUUAUGAUUAUGAAGAAUGGGAGAGACUACUUGACAUGGAAAAUCUUAAGGGGCCUAAAGGAGAUCCUGGACAGGUGGGACCCCCAGGUCCUCCAGGAUCACCUGGCCCAGCAGGAAAGCGAGGCCCAAGAGGUAUUCCAGGUCCACAUGGAAAUCCUGGGCUACCAGGUUUGCCUGGUUCAAAGGGCCACAAAGGUGAUCCAGGGUUUUCCCCAGGAAAAGCAAAGCGUGGAGAAAAAGGUGAUGCAGGACUAACAGGAUUACCUGGCAUAGAGGGCCUCAAAGGUAGAAAGGGUUUAAUGGGAUAUCCAGGACCAAGAGGGAUACAAGGGGAGCAAGGAAUUCUAGGAAUGACUGGCAACCCUGGGGCUCUUGGUUACCCUGGCAGGCAGGGUUUAGCAGGACCCGAAGGUAACCCAGGCCCUAAAGGUGUAAGAGGUUUCAUUGGACCUCCGGGAGUGGCUGGGAAUCCUGGACCUGAGGGAGAAAGAGGUAUUCCAGGUUUACCUGGAAAAAGAGGUAUAAAGGGGAGAAUAGGAUUGCCAGGUGAUUUUGGAAACAGAGGCCCUCCUGGUCCUGACGGAAGCCCUGGAAAUGUUGGUGGAGUUGGUCCUCCUGGAUUUCCUGGACUUAGAGGUAUUGUGGGAAAAGCUGGACCAUCUGGACUUCCUGGGAUUCCUGGACCUCUGGGUCUUCCAGGGAGUAUGGGGCAACCUGGAUUGAAAGGUGAUAAGGGUGAACAAGGCAUUACAGGAGAGCAAGGAGAAGUGGGGUAUCCAGGAGACAAGGGUGCUGUUGGUUUGCCAGGGCUUCCAGGAAAUAGAGGAAAACCAGGUCCCUCGGGCAAAAUGGGAGAUCCAGGACCUCAGGGACCAUCAGGCCCACCUGGACCAGAGGGUUUUCCAGGAGAUAUUGGUAUACCAGGUCCAAAUGGUCCAGAAGGCCCAAAGGGGUUUCUAGGUGACAGAGGUCCUCUCGGUCCAUCUGGUCCCAAAGGAGUUGAGGGAGAAGAAGGACCUGUUGGGCCAACUGGAGUAACUGGACCAAGGGGGAAACCUGGAAGGAAAGGUUUUGCAGGUGAACCAGGAUUAGAAGGCCUGAAGGGAGAAAGAGGAGACCAAGGAGUUCUUGGGAAAACCGGUGAAACAGGACCUAUUGGCUCACCUGGUGAAAUUGGAUUAUCUGGGGGACCUGGUGAGAAGGGAGACAGAGGUAAUCCAGGCCCAGUGGGCCCUCCUGGAGAAAAGGGUGUUAUGGGAUACCCAGGUCCACCAGGUGGCCCUGGUGAUGUAGGGCCACAGGGGCUACCUGGCCCAACAGGAGCACGAGGACCUCCUGGACCACAGGGUUCUAAAGGUCAAAGAGGACCACGAGGUCAAGAUGGCCCUCUUGGAGAGCAAGGGACAGAAGGUAUUAAGGGAGAAGUUGGUGACUCUGGGAAAAAAGGCAUUCAUGGACUCAUUGGAAAAGCUGGAAUCCCUGGAGAAAGAGGCAGUCCAGGAGCACCAGGUUUGCCUGGCCUUCCUGGAAGUAUAGGAGAUAGAGGGCCUUCAGGUGAACCAGGACCGAGGGGAGAACAAGGUGAUGCUGGUCCUGUAGGUGAAGCUGGCUUUGAGGGAUCACCUGGCCCAGAGGGAGAGCCCGGACCACAAGGAGAACCAGGCACAAAGGGAGAUUCUGGACCAGUUGGCAAUAUUGGAGCAGCAGGUGAACAAGGUAUAAGAGGUAUUCGAGGACCACCAGGAGAAGAUGGUGUUCAAGGAAAAGAUGGAUUAAAGGGCAGUUUAGGAGACCCUGGCCUUCCUGGAGAAGAUGGUGAAAAAGGAAAAAUUGGAAUUCCCGGGCUUCCUGGCCCUCCAGGUGAAGCUGGAAUCAGAGGCAUUCCAGGUCCUGAGGGAACUCAAGGAAGUCCAGGUCAAAGGGGUCGUCCAGGAAAGAAGGGUCACACAGGACUUCCAGGACUGAGAGGUGCUAUUGGACAACAAGGACCACCAGGUGAGCCAGGUGAACAGGGUGAGCAAGGACCAAAAGGAGAAAGAGGAUCUCAAGGUCCUACUGGAAAAAAAGGAUCAAGUGGUCAGCCUGGGAAGCCUGGAAUGCCUAGUGAACCUGGUCCUGUUGGUCAGAAAGGCGUAGCUGGCAACCCUGGACCAGAAGGUGUACCUGGCAAUCCUGGAAGAUCAGGUUUACCUGGACAGCAGGGCCUUCCUGGUACUAGAGGAAGCCCAGGAAUAGCUGGACUAGCAGGAUAUCCUGGGAGUCAUGGACCCAAAGGUUCACCAGGUGUGCCAGGAAGCCCCGGCCUCCCAGGACUAAAGGGUGAACAAGGGCUUCGGGGACAUCCAGGAAAGCAAGGUAGAAGAGGACUUCCAGGGACACAAGGUGAUCAAGGCCCCCCAGGACUUCCUGGCCAGAAAGGACUCGCCGGAGAAUUUGGAGAUCAAGGUUUGAUGGGAUUUCAAGGAUUUCCAGGUCCCAAGGGCCCUGAAGGUGAUCAUGGUUUAAUUGGAAUUUUGGGACCAAAAGGCCCAAUAGGUGAAAUAGGAAACACAGGCCCUGUAGGUUACGAAGGUAUUGUUGGCCCAGCUGGCAAACCUGGAUACAGGGGAGAAAAGGGAUCCAGAGGUGAAAUUGGCCCUCAAGGACCCCGCGGUCGUCCAGGUCUGCCUGGUCCCCCAGGAGCACCUGGACCAAGAAAACAAAUAGACAUGAGUGCCACUAUUCAAGCCUUGCUUGAAUCAAAUGCUGCCUUAGAAAUGGAGAAUUAUCAGAACACUGAAGUGACAUUCUUGGAUCACAGUGCCAAAAUAUUCAAAACACUACAUUAUCUGAGCAAUUUGCUCCAUAGCAUCAAAAACCCGUUGGGAACCCGAGAUAAUCCAGCACGUAUCUGCAGAGAUUUGCUCAACUGUGAACGUAAAGUGUCUAAUGGAAAAUAUUGGAUUGAUCCAAAUAUUGGGUGUCCUUCAGAUGCCAUUGAGGUUUUCUGCAACUUCACUGCUGGUGGCCAGACAUGUUUAUCUCCUGUAUCUGUCACAAAGUUGGAAUUUGGCAUUGAAAAAGUACAGAUGAACUUCCUUCAUUUACUUAGUUCAGAAGCAACCCAUACUAUUACAGUUCAUUGCCUGAAUACCCCUGUGUGGAAAACUAAUGAACUACAUGAACAGAAAUCUUCUCUGAUCUUCAAAGGAUGGAAUGGUGAUAUAUUUGAAGCAAACACGCUGAUUGAACCAAAAGUUAUAAUGGAUGGAUGCAUGAUUCAAGAUGGCAACUGGCACAAAACUCAAUUUUUUUUCCACACUCAAGAAACCAAUCAACUACCGGUUGUUCAGGUUCGUCCAUUUUCUCAUCUCAAUCAGGGACAACAGCGAUACAUAGAAAGUGGCUUGGUGUGCUUUCUCUAGAAUUUUGAGUAAACCUCAUAUCGCCAUAUACAGGACACAAGAAAUAAUUACGAAAAUGUGGAACAAUUGUACAGCAACAUGCUGGUGAUUUCUUAAAGAAUCUCAGGAAGAAAAAGACUUCCUCCUAUGAAGGAGAAAUGGCUUCAGAAACUUUGACAACAUUACUAAAAUAUUUAAUUUUUGGUUGGUGCUUUUUAUGAUAUUCUCUGAACCAAAGAAUAUGCAAAUAUGGAAAUUCUUCUUGAUUUUAUUAACAGCACUGUCCAGGACACCUUAAAGAAAGAUGGAAGAAUGCAGUAAAAAGGAGCAGUAUGGUUUUAUGCUCCCAAAUGUGCAAUAGCUUAUGUUAUACUGACAAUGAGUUACGCCACCAUAAAAUCCCUUAAACACUUUAGUUGAAUGAUGGUCCUUUUCGGACACAAACAUCUUCACAGAUGAUCCACUACCUCUUUUGUGUUUCCUGUUUGUGUGGCCUGGCGCUCCAUAUAUAACAUAAAAGUGUUUUUUUUCCUUUACUUUUUUUUUUUAGGCUGUAUGUGCUGGUUACAUCAAAGGAACUCUUCAUUGUAUAAAAUUAUGUCUUAAAAAUAUUUGGUCACAUUGUUCAUGAUUACUGAAAACAUUAAUUUAUGUGAAAACCUUGUUUGAAAAUAUUUCUGUCUGUAACAUGAAAUGGAUGGGACAGAUAUAUUUGGUGCUUAUAAAAAGAACAGAAUUUUGUACUUGUAGAAGGACUACGUACAAUGGUGUUAAAGAUGUUAACUUUCCAGGGCAAUCUAUAAUUAUAUCUUGUGUAAAUAUUUUGUAACUGUUAAAAAUCUUAAUAUAGCA